This is a messenger RNA of Saccharomyces mikatae IFO 1815, 1560 nucleotides long. RefSeq names its product Bud22p (gene BUD22). Gene Ontology annotation, biological process: maturation of SSU-rRNA. Lineage: Eukaryota; Fungi; Ascomycota; Saccharomycetes; Saccharomycetales; Saccharomycetaceae. The transcript has a single exon. The record is from RefSeq and is a predicted model, not a curated record. Gene Ontology annotation, cellular component: nucleus; 90S preribosome. Bases 1 to 1560 code for a protein of 519 amino acids.
AUGCUUUCCGAAUCAUCCGUCUCCAUCUAUAAGCUAGAUCAAUUGGAGUAUCAGUAUUAUUACUUGACGAAGUCUUUGGAAAAGUUUGAACCAAGGUAUCCCCAAACUGCCAAACUAUACAACUGCAUAGGUAAAAAAAACAAGAAAAAGGUCGACAAACUAUUGAACUCUUUAGAGUUAAAAACUUUGAGCAAAGAACUUGAUGAAAUUUAUUUAAGGUUACUCAAGAAUAAGAUUCACUAUUACGAGACACAUUUAUCUAAAUGUAUAAAAGAGCAGAUCCAGAAAGUCUCUAAAAAAGAAUCUGGUAAAAUGAAAGAUGCUCAAAAGAAUAAAACACCACCUUUAGAUGUUGAAAAAAUGCUUGGCGUACAGCUCUCAAUAGAGGAUUUAGUACUAUUUUUGACAAGAUUUAAACUGAUCAAAACUUUCCAUCAAAGGGUUAGACAGAAAAGCAAAAAGAUGGAAAAUGAUACGAAUGUGAAGGCUUGGUUGGAUAACAAUGAUUACAGUCGUUAUGUCAGCGAUAAAGCAAGUAAAUGGAACCCAAGUAAUAUUUGGAACAGCGUUAUCACAAAGCUACCAAAUUGUGAAAAGUUAAACGCAUUAAUUGGUCAAAGCAAAGCCGUUAAAAAUCUAGUUGAGUCCUUCGAUUUGAGUAUCUGUGUUAUAUUCGGAUUUGAUGUAAGUGCUAUGAAGGCAAAGAAGUAUGAAGCGAGGGAGAAGGCAUCCAAAGCUACUUUAGCGCCAACCAAUAUUGAACAUGAUACCGACAACGGUGAUGAAAAUAAUAAAAUGGACAGGAGUUUUGAUGCAAAUAGCAAACGAAGUCAGACUAACAGGGAAAUAACAUCCGACGAUGAAGAUUUGCUGGUAGAACAAUACGAAGGAUUGUUAGGCAGUUCAGGAGAUGAAAAAGAAGGUGGCGGAUACCUAAACCCUAAUAUCAAUUACAAUGAAGUGACGGAUGAAGAGGCCAGCGAUGAAUCAUUCGCUGCAGAAGACAAUGAGGAAGAAUUUAGUGAAUAUGAAGACAGUGAGCCAACAAGAAAGAGAGCAAAGUUGCAUAAUUUGCCUGAAUUAAUGGCUGGCUACUAUAGUGGGGAUGACAGUGAGGAAGAUAGUAAUGAAAGUGAUAAAAAUGUCAAGGGAAAGAAUAAAAAGAGCGGCGCAAUGGAAGACCGUACUGCUAGAGAACAAAUGUCCAAUGAGCCAAAGAGGAAAAAUAGACGUGGACAAAGGGCAAGAAGAAAGAUUUGGGAAAAAAAAUAUGGUUCCCAAGCCAAACAUGUUCAAAGGGAAUUGGAGAAAGAAAUGGAAGAUAGAAAACAAAGACAAGUCGAGUACGAAGCAAGAGUGGCUAAACGUGAAGCUAAAGCGGCAUCAUUACAAGAUUCAAGGAAUAGGGAGCACGAAAAUGAACGUCGUGAAGUGCUCUACAAGAAAGAAAAAGGAACAGUGGCCACUGGGGAAGAGCAUCCUUCCUGGAUUGCAAAGAGACUAGCCGAAGAAAAACUUCAAAAAGCUAAGUUUGAAGGUAAAAAGAUCAAAUUUGAUUAG